UGGAACUCCCUUCACAACCAUUAUCGCCUAUUUCCUCCUCAUGCCCAAAGCGGUAGAAACGGGGUUUGUCAUAGGCGCGCGUCGGUCGGCUAUCCCUCAUUUGCGCUAAAAUGACUCCUUCUCUCCUCUCUCUCCAAUUCCCCAUUUUCGUCCUUCAUCUUCAUCUUGGUCUUUUCAUCGUCGUUGAGUGGAAGGUUACAGCUGUAGAGACUCUCAAGCGCAGAGUCAAGAUAAGUGAGAGCUCUCGCCGAUAGACCACUUCUCGAGUGAAAUCAAUCGUCAACAAAUCGCGACAUUCUGACCAGGGGUGAUUGUGGGUUCUAAAGAGACCAAGUCCAGUCCUUUAUAAUCUUAAUACCAAAGUUGAUGUCGAGUGAGGAAAUCAUUCCAGCUUCUUCUGCUCCUCAAGACUCCACUUCCAAACCCGAGGAAGACCCAUCCGCAUCCGCAUCAUUCGCAGCAGCCGAUCCUUCAUCCGCCGAGCCCACGGAGGAGAAGACAUCGGGUGAGAAGCAAAGACCAGCUUCGUCCCCCGUACGCAAAAUCGCUAGACCCGCCAAAGCUCGUUCCUCAAUGCCUGGUGGAUCCAGUAAGAAGGGAGGGGCAGCCUCUAAAGGCGGAGCGUCUCAACCCAUCAAGUCUUACAGCCCGGGAGAUAUUGUCUUGGCGAGACUCAAGGGUUUCCCAGCGUGGCCUGGUCGUAUUACAGACCCCUCUAGAGUCUCCGCCGAUGUCCUCAAGAGUCGUCCGAGCACUAAACCCUACAUCUACUGUGUUGAAUUCUUCCCUGCGGGGGACUUUGCCUGGAUCAACGCCAAUGAGAUCAAAUCCCUGACCCCAUCCGAUAUUGAAGCCUACAUCAGCGAACCCCACCGAAAAGUCAGCAGCUCACUGCGAGAGGCCUACUUGACUGCGCAAGAUCCAACAGAAUGGGACGAGGCGCAGGUCGGGUACCGAAAGGCAAAGGAGGAAGCUGCCGCUGCCGCCGCAGAGGAGGUCGACGAGUUGGAGGACGAUGACGAUGCGCCGUCGGGUGGAAAGCGGAAGAGAGCAGCGGAGAAGAAGACAAAAGCAAAAAAGCCAAAAGCUGCAAAGAAGUCUGCUGCCGAAGUCGAGUCAGAAGAGGAGGCACCCAAAUCCAAAAAGGCCGCUCCGGCCUCAAAGGCCCCCGCCUCUAAAGCUCCGGACUCCAAACCGGUCGACGAUGACCCGCUGGCUUCUGAUCCCGAGUGCAUCAAGGUCAAGGACUGGCGUCACAAGCUACAAAGAGGAUUCUUGGGCAAGAGCCUCCCAGAGGCAUCUGAAAUGGCCCACUAUGAUGACAUUUUCAAGACGAUCGAGGGACACAAGGGAAUGACCAUUGACGCCUUGUCAUAUUCCAAGAUCGGCAAAGUCAUGAAGAAGAUUGCAGUGCUCGAAGGGAUCCCAAAGAACGACGAGUACAAGUUUACAGAUCGAGCCUCGAAGCUCAUGCAUUCGUGGCAAGAGUUCAUCGAUAAGAAGGGAGUAGCGAACGGGAACCACGCAGAUGCCAACGGAGACGCUCCAUCAAAAUCUGACGCUCCUACUGCUGCUGCCACUGAGGACGUGAAAAUGGCCGAGGAUAAGUCAGGAGGCUCAGAGUCAAAGGAGGAACCGGCGGCGGAAACAAAGCCUGAGGGCGCUGAGGCUGCUGGACCCAAUGGCGAGUAAGCGUGGCGCUGGCCGGUAUGCGACAACAGGCAGCGAUGCAGGUGAUCGGAUAGGCAAGUGAUGCAACGGGGUGGUAUUUCUUCAUCAGGGCAUAUAGCGGCAAGGGAAGGCUGGGUUUGCGGCGGGAGGCGACCCAUAGGGAGUGCUUGCGGACGAAGCGGAUCAAAUACAACGUGAUAUUUUCUGGCCACUUGGCCCUUUCUUACAAUGAUUCCCGAUCUGUUCAUUCUCUCUCCUCUCUCUCUCUCUCUCUCUCUUAUCCUGGGGUCGUGUACACCUCUCCCUUUAUUCUCUCAGCGAUCGGUGAAGCAAAAAAUUCAGUGGAAGAAAUUGUAUGCAAAGAGGGC
Molecule: messenger RNA, 2039 nt
Organism: Kockovaella imperatae
Lineage: Eukaryota; Fungi; Basidiomycota; Tremellomycetes; Tremellales; Cuniculitremaceae
Exons: 11
Coding region: 367-1692 (441 amino acids)
Molecular function (GO): oxidoreductase activity, acting on the CH-OH group of donors, NAD or NADP as acceptor
Source: RefSeq, a predicted model, not a curated record